Messenger RNA from Tupaia belangeri chinensis (Chinese tree shrew), 276 nucleotides. Its product is annotated as DPH3 homolog. The transcript has a single exon. The coding region runs from base 1 to 249 and encodes 82 amino acids. Lineage: Eukaryota; Metazoa; Chordata; Mammalia; Scandentia; Tupaiidae. Gene Ontology annotation, molecular function: metal ion binding. The record is from RefSeq and is a predicted model, not a curated record. Gene Ontology annotation, biological process: protein histidyl modification to diphthamide.
AUGGUGGUGUUUUACAAUGAGGUGGAGAUCGAGGACUUCCAGUACGAUGAAGACUCGGAGACGUACUUCUACCCCUGCCCUUGUGGGGACAACUUCUCCAUCACCAAGGAAGACCUGGAGAAUGGGGAAGAUGUGGCAACGUGUCCCAGCUGCUCUCUCAUUAUAAAAGUUAUUUAUGACAAAGAUCAGUUUAUGUGUGGAGAAUCAGUCCCAGCCCCUUCAACCAACAAAGAAUUAGUUAAAUGCUGACAAAGCCUUCAGAAACCCAGAUUCUGA